Molecule: messenger RNA, 4030 nt
Organism: Corythoichthys intestinalis (scribbled pipefish)
Lineage: Eukaryota; Metazoa; Chordata; Actinopteri; Syngnathiformes; Syngnathidae
Product: transcription factor Sox-9-A-like
Exons: 3
Coding region: 332-1819 (495 amino acids)
Biological process (GO): heart development; positive regulation of chondrocyte differentiation; negative regulation of transcription by RNA polymerase II
Cellular component (GO): nucleus
Molecular function (GO): RNA polymerase II cis-regulatory region sequence-specific DNA binding; DNA-binding transcription factor activity, RNA polymerase II-specific
Source: RefSeq, a predicted model, not a curated record
GCGAUCCACUUUGCAGUUCAGAGCACUCACGCGUCUUGGGAUUGUAUUUGGAGACAAACAAGGAGAAUUUACCCACAAAUUUCAUGCUACCGAAUUGAACGAAAACUUUUGAUUUUUCCUGUGGAUCAACGCACUGUUCUUUGGAUGCCCGUGUGUAAAGUUAUUAAUCUCCAAAUCAAUUUUAGGCACGAAACCAGAGCACAAAAAGGACUUUUUUCUCCCCAGAACGUUUAAAGAUUUUUACCAGAUUUAUUCUGGUCAAGCAAAGUCUCUUUUAAAAAAACAACAACUCCCUUUUCACGCGUAAAGUUGGACGCAACCCGUUACGCGUAUGAAUCUUCUCGACCCUUACCUGAAGAUGUCGGAGGAACAAGACAAAUGUCUGUCCGAUGCCCCGAGCCCGAGCAUGUCCGAGGAUUCCGCGGGCUCUCCGUGCCCGUCCGGCUCCGGGUCCGAUACCGAGAACACGCGGCCGUCAGAGAACGCGCUUCUCCGAGUUGAAGCGGCUCUGGGCGACUUCAAGAAGGACGAGGACGAUAAGUUCCCCGCUUGCAUACGCGAUGCAGUGUCCCAGGUGCUCAAGGGCUACGACUGGACCUUGGUGCCGAUGCCAGUACGCGUGAAUGGAUCUACCAAGAACAAGCCUCACGUGAAGAGACCGAUGAAUGCCUUCAUGGUUUGGGCUCAGGCUGCACGGAGGAAGCUGGCCGACCAAUACCCGCACCUGCACAACGCAGAGCUCAGCAAAACCUUGGGCAAACUUUGGAGACUUCUUAAUGAAGGCGAGAAGCGGCCGUUUGUGGAGGAGGCUGAGCGGCUCCGCGUGCAGCACAAGAAGGAUCACCCCGAUUACAAGUACCAGCCAAGGCGGAGAAAGUCAGUGAAAAACGGGCAAAGCGAGACCGAGGACGGCAACGAGCAAACCCAUAUUUCUCCCAAUGCCAUCUUUAAAGCGUUGCAGCAGGCAGACUCUCCAGCCUCCAGUUUGGGAGAGGUGCACUCUCCUGGGGAGCACUCAGGUUCCCAAGGACCCCCUACUCCUCCCACUACUCCGAAAACUGAUGUCAGCUCAGGAAAGAUGGACCUAAAGCGGGAAGGGGGUCUAAGAUCCCUCACUGACGGCACCAGCCAGCGUCAACUGAACAUCGACUUCCGUGACGUGGACAUUGGCGAGUUGAGCAGCGACGUCAUCUCUCACAUCGAGACCUUCGACGUCAAUGAGUUCGACCAAUACCUCCCACCGAACGGCCACCCAGGUUCUGUCAGCGGGCCCGGUACACCAGUCGCCUACACUGGCAGCUACAGCAUCAGUGGUGGCGCUCCUGUCAGCCCGUCAACAGGGGCGGCCUGGUUGCCUAAAAGCCAGAACCAGCAAGGACAACAGCAGCAGCACACCCUCACCACCCUGGGGGGCAGCGGAGGCAGCGCCGGCUCUGAGGCAGGUCAAGCUCAGCACAGGACCCAGAUCAAGACGGAGCAGCUGAGCCCGAGCCACUUCAGUGAGCAGCAGGGCUCUCCGCAGCAUGUCACCUAUAGCCCCUUCAACCUGCAGCACUACAGCCCCACAUCAUACCCGGCCAUUUCCAGGGCGCAGCAGUAUGACUUCACCGACCACCAGGGGGGCGCCCCAUCAUUCUACAGCCACGCGGGGGCCGGCCAGGGCUCAGGUCUCUACUCGACUUUCAGCUACAUGAGCAGCCCCAGCCAGAGGCCCAUGUACACUCCAAUUGCCGACAACUCGGGGGUGCCCUCCAUCCCCCAGAGCAGCCCCCAGCACUGGGAGCAGGCACCGGUAUACACUCAGCUCACCAGACCCUGAACUCCCACAACACCAAACAUAUCUGACACACUUGUACAGCCACAAUCAAUAACACGCAUCACAAAACACUUUAUUUGAAGGAGAUGUUCCCAUUUGCUCCAUAUUACAGUGGUAUGAAAAAGUAUCUGAACCUUUUGGAAUUUCUCACAUUUAUGCAUAAAAUCAUCAUGAAAUUUGAUCUGAUCUUUGUCAAAAUCACACAGAUGAAAAAACACUGUCUGCUUUAACUAAACCACCCAAACAUUUAUAGGUUUUCAUAUUUUACUGAGAAUAGUAUGCAAACAAAAAAUAAGUAGGUGAACCACCACAUUUAAUAUUUUAUUGCCCCCCCAUUGGCAGCAAUAACUUCAACCAGACGUUUCCUGUAGCUGCAGAUCAGUCUGGCACAUCGAUCAGGACUAAGCCCAUUCUUCUUGACAAAACUGCUGUAGUUCAGUCAAAUUCCUGGUAUGUCUGGCAUGAAUCGCUGUCUUUUAGGUCAUGCCACAGCAUCUCAAUGGGGUUCACGUCUGGAUUUUGACUUGGCCACUCCAGAACGUGUAUUUUGUUCUUCUGAAACCAUUCUGAAGUUGAUUUACUCCUGUGUUUUGGAUCAUUGUCUUGUUGCAGCAUCCAUCGUCUUUUUAGCUUCAACUGUCUGACAGACGGCCUCAGGUUUUAUCAACUGAUAAACUUUUGAAUUCAUUCUUCCAUUAAUGAUUGCAAGUUGUCCAGGCCCUAAGGCAGCAAAACAGCCUAAAAUCAUGAUGCUCUCUCCACCAUGCCUCACGGUGGGGAUGAUGUGUUGAUGUUAGUGAGCUGUUCCAUUUUUCCAGCUGUGAACCACUCAUCAGUGAUUGGGCACACACCUGACUUAAAUUGUUUGUUAAAAAUGGUUUCAAUUGCUGUUUAAGUCUCUUAAAGCAGAGGGUUCACUUACUUAUUUUCCCCCCUCCUGUCAUUGUUUGCAUGAUAUCCUCAUUAAAAUAUGAAAACCUAUAUGUUUGGGUGGUUUUAGUUAAAGCAGACACUGUUCUUUCAUCUAUGUGAUUUUGACAAAGAUCAGAUCACAUUUUAAGGUGAUGUUAUGCAGAAAUGUGAAAAAUUCCAAAAGGUUCAGAUACUUUUUUAUACCACUGUAUCUCUCUGAAUCAAACACUUGAAGUCAAAGAUGAUGAGAGAAGGACUUUGUGAUUGGCCUCACGCCGUGCCUUGCUAUUGUAUCAAGAUAGAAUCUUUAUAGAUAUAUAUUUUUAGACAGAUGAAAAGACUUGAGAAAGUCCUCUGUGAGGAUUUGAUUGUUCAUAUUUCUGUAGGUAUUUUGUAUGUUUUGUUCUUUCGUCUUCAUACGCUGGCAGUAUAUCACCCACAGGGUUGUUUAUGAAGGUUAUUUUGCUCAUAGAAAAUGAAAAGGCUUAUAUUUUAAUCGGUCCGACAACUAAUGAUAUAUUUCUGUUUGAUUUAUUUGCUGUUGCUUUUUAAACUUUGUAAUUGUGCAGUUUUCAAUUUGCAUUUUAUGAUGGUUUUUCAUGUUAUUUUAUUUUUAUCAUGGUGGAGAGUUCAGAUGAGGGCGACCGCAGCCGUUCCCACCACCCGUGCCUUGUAUUUGGUCCAUUCUCUCUGGCUUUUGUACAUGUGUGCGACUUUAUGCACGUGCGCACGAACAGCUGAGAUUUCACUUACCGUCCAGCAAAGUGUGUUUGAUAGCUGCAGGAAGUCUCCUUUGACCUCUUGAGUACCUCCCACCCUUUCCACGCUGAUAUUGUCUGAUUCCCUCAGCCCUUUCUAGUUUAAAACACUUAUUUAUUUCCUUUAAUUUUAUUGUGAAUGAAUUAUGUUCCAUCCUAGUCUUAUUCUUAUUGUGUUUUUCUCUAAUUAAACAGCAUUUAUCAUCAUUGAUUUUAAACCCAGGAGGUACUAAUACAAAAUGGUACGUGCUGUAAUCAUCUUUGCUUUUUAUCUAUCUUACUUAAAUCUCGAUUUGAAGUAUGUAUUUGCCUUUCUACGUGAGUUGGGGGAGGGACUAUCUUACAAAAUGUGUUAUUUGUGAAUUGUCUUUAAGUUGAACUAAGGCUGAAAGAACUGGAAAAUAUAAGUUAGAUGAUUUUUACAGUGUAUAUGUUUUGCUUUUAUCCUGUAAACUCCAACCCCUGCUCUCAGUAUCAAACUGCCCACCCGAUUCUACUCUUUUGCAAAGUAUUUGUAUUGUCUUUGAAGAAUCUUUUGUAUCUG